AUGGUAGGCUGUUUGAUGUACUUGCUUGCCACCAGACCUGAUCUUGCAUUUUCUGUGUGCUUAGUGGCAAGAUAUAUGGAAAGGCCUACUGAAAUUCAUAUGGCUGCUGUGAAAAGAAUACUUAGAUACUUGAAAGGAACAACUAACUAUGGUUUAUGGUAUGAAAGAGGCAAAGGAGAAGAGCUGGUUGGUUGGUCUGAUUCUGAUUAUGCUGGUGAUAUUGAUGACAGAAGAAGCACAUGUGGCUAUGUGUUUAUGAUAGGUACCAAGGCAGUUUCAUGGUCAUCUAAGAAGCAACCAAUUGUGACAUUGUCCACCACUGAAGCUGAAUUUAUUGCUGCAGCUAGUAGUACCUGUCAAGGAAUUUGGUUGUCCAGAAUUCUGACUCAAAUUGAUGCAAGGGAGAAAAGCUGCAUCACCAUAUACUGUGACAAUAGCUCAUCAAUAAAGCUAUCCAAGAACCCUGUGAUGCAUGGAAGAAGCAAGCACAUAGAUGUAAGGUUUCAUUUCUUAAGGGAUCUGACUAAGGAAGGUAAAAUUCAGCGGGUUCACUGCUCAUCCUUUGAGCAAAUUGCAGACAUAAUGACCAAGCCAUUGAGUUUCGAGAGCUUCAGCAGGAACAUAGACAAGCUGGGAUUGUGCACACUAGAAUUGAUAAAUUGA
Trifolium pratense (red clover) is the source of this 663-nucleotide messenger RNA. RefSeq names its product secreted RxLR effector protein 161-like. The record is from RefSeq and is a predicted model, not a curated record. Bases 1 to 663 code for a protein of 220 amino acids. The transcript has a single exon. Lineage: Eukaryota; Viridiplantae; Streptophyta; Magnoliopsida; Fabales; Fabaceae.